This is a messenger RNA of Scylla paramamosain (green mud crab), 3172 nucleotides long. RefSeq lists its product as uncharacterized. The coding region runs from base 325 to 2103 and encodes 592 amino acids. The transcript is spliced from 4 exons. The record is from RefSeq and is a predicted model, not a curated record. NCBI's taxonomy places the organism in Eukaryota, Metazoa, Arthropoda, Malacostraca, Decapoda, Portunidae.
AGUAGUAAGGCUGACGGCUCAGGUGUUAGUCCCGUGGACGCGACGCUCCCACGACUCUCCACACGGCCAGCGAGUGACGCGCGACCCCCACCUGGAGGGGUGACCAUGACAACUGCCCGACGGACGCCUGGCAGCAACGAGAGACUAUCUGCGAGGAGUUGUUUAUCGCAGACUGUUACCCGCGGCGGGCAAGCACCAGUGCCCGCGCCCGAGGAGACUGUGUCAAGCCAGUGACAGUGACAGUGCACUACGGAGAAAGGCAGCUCACUACCCCGGAAGCCUACACUUGAGUGUCCUGCGUGGUGCGCGGAGCGGAGGGUCACUAUGUCCGCCCUCUACCUCCCGUCGGAGAUGAAGGAGGGGCGGGCGCCCUCCUACGUCUCCCUCAACAAGGACUUCAUCCUUCUGAAGCCCAACAAGCCAGGGCAGCUGCUGCGCGGGCCGCGACGCGUGGUGCGGCUGUGUGUGUUCGCGCUCUUGCUGCCCGCGGUGCUCAUCACCGUGCCCCUGUACGUGCGCUUGGUGCUGUACCCCCCCGCCCACUACCCCAUGAUGCCCACAGACCAGCGCCUCCUCUCCCGCCACGCCUCCUCCUUCUGGUGCCAGGCCCAGUCCACACACAUGAACGGCUCCUUUACCAGCUACCUGACGAGGGGCAGGCCUGAGCUGCGGCCUGACCGACGCACCUACGUCAUGCUGAACCACCUCAAGGCGCGGGACGACGUCAAAGAGUACUGGGGCUUCUACCUGCUGCGGGGCUCCACCGUCACCAUCUCCUCGUGCGCCAGAUGGUCGGGCGGUCAGCUCAUGAUCCUGAGAGGCGUGGAAAACCUGCACCGCUGCGCUUGGAUAGGAGAGAAGGAUUCCGCUGAAAAUUUGGCCGAGGACGAUGACGACAUCAGCAACGAGCGUCACCGGCAGGAGGAUCUGGCAAGGGCGCGGAGACCCAGUGUAUACCAGGCCCCCGAUGAUUACAGCGACCCCGAAGCAGGCAUUGGUGCCGAGGCCACCGGUCCUGAGGCCCAGCCCCUACACUCCGAGGAGCGGCGGCAGGGCAUCACCAAGCUGCUGCGGAAAGCUCUCAAAAUGAGCAAAGACAAGAGUGAAAUCUUGAAGAUCCUUCAUUCUGAAGGUAAAAAUCGAAAUUCCCUGAAGGUCAAACAAGAUGGUGACUUAACUUUCAAGAACAACACAAAUUCUUCAGCAAAAGUUAUGUUGGCGGAUCAAGCAACGUCCCAAGAUGGAGAAGCCAGUACGUCAGGCGGCGGACCGACGCCCACCGAGGACAGUGACCUCAUGACACCGAGCACGCCACGCCGGCUGAAGAAAAAUAGAAGACUGAAGGACGAUCUCAGGCAGCGGCGACUCAACAAGAGGAGGAGGAAGAAGGGCAACACCAGAGACAAGAACCUUACAGAAGAGGAGCUGCCUGCCAAGACAAGACUCAGGCGAGACGCGGAGGAGGAGGAGGAAGACACAGAUGGAGCGUUUGAAGAGCUGGACACAGAGGACGUCCUGGACAUGCUGACUGACGGUGAGCCCCGCAAGACCCCCGCAGAAGAGAGGGCUCUGGGGGCGCAGGUAUUUUUCCCGGAAGGGCUGAAAUACGAGAGAGGAACAGUCAACCAAACCACGGCCAACGACAACUCUCGGGAGGAACAAGUGUCUUCCUUCUCCAGCAGCGAGGAGGCCCUGGCGAGCUGCGAGGGCGUCAUCAUCAAUUUGCAGUUGGUGCCCUACAGGAGGUGCAAUUACCAGAGUCUCGAGCUAAACAAGAUCUCCUACGACAUCCCCAUCACCGGCACCUACUACUUCGUCUUCUCCAGCGACAACGAGAUCUACGUGAACGACAUCUACUUCAACGUGACCAUGGAGCGCGUGGUGUACAACGUCAGCAAGAGAGAGGAAAUGUGCACCAACACCACAGACUGCCUCAUGCCCCUCAGCUUCUGGUCCAACGACCAGACCGUGGUGGAGGUGCCCCCCGAGGCCACCUGGGACCAUUCCUACGUGAUGGACGUGAAGUGCGAGCCACGGGUGUACAUCUACCUAAGCUUCCUGCUGCUGGUGCCGCUGCUCAUCAUGUGCUGUGCCUUCUACUGAGCCUCUCGCGUCCACUGCAUCCAGGAGCCAGUAUGUCAGUGUGAUCAUGUGGGAACCUGCUUGGUCUUGCCUUUGUGGUAAUUAUGUAUCAGCUUCCAGGGCUCAGCAAAUCAUGGGAAGUUUUGCUACCAGGUGACUUUAUCUCUGGCCAGCAGCUCCCUAUUCCUUCUCCAGUUAGGCGAAGAGGCGGCAACGUUUAUCACGUCGGUUGGUGUGAUGAUAUUCAUUAUACCGACAGGCGGACGCUUCUCUUCACACACUACGUCACGUAACCUCAACCUGUGGUGCUUCUAGGUUAAGUUAGAGUUAAGGAAUGAGUUAUGAGUGCCGCACCCGGAGAUCCUCGCCCCUUCCCCGUCAGGGACGCGCACCAUUGCUGUAUCGUUAGCUAAAGCUCGUUAUGUGUGAAGACCCUCAUCCCUCAUCCUCCACCCCCGUGCCCUCAUCCCUCACCGGUACACCUGGUUCUCACACUCAAGUGCCGCUCAGCCUGCCUUCCUCCUGCUGCCAAGGCAUCUGCAGCUCUUCAGGCCAGUGUGUGUGGCGGCCAGGUGUUGCCUCAGCUCCUCACAUUGACGUUAAGACCUAUCUGAUCUAUGUAUGUAUGCAUCACACUCUUGUAACUGUGUGUGUGUGUGUGUGUGUGUGUGUGUGUGUGUGUGUGUGUGUGUGUGUGUGUGUGUGUGUGUGUGUGUGUGUGUGUGUGUGUGUGUGUGUGUGUGUGUGUGUGUGUGUAUGUAUGUAUGUGUGUGCGUGUCUCGGCGGGCAGCGGGAGGUCCCCAAGGUGCGGCACGGCGGGGAGGGUAACUGUCUGUGUACGUGCAAGACGCAUUUCACUGACGAGUUCUAUGAUAUGAAUGUCCUCUGUGUUAUUUUCACUCAUACGUGUAUAUAAUGUGACCAAGGGAGGGCUCUGCUUCCCCGAGCCCGGCCCCGCCCGAGAGAAAGACGGCACUGUGAACCCCUACUAUUGUUAUUCUGUCCUACCGCGUCUCUCACUCCAUGUCGGGUCGUCUUCUGUGGGGAGCGACGUUAAGCUGUUGAAUAUACAAUAAACUUUGUUAUAUUA